AACACCAUCUCCAAGGGUCCCAGCUGGAUCCCCAGUCUCUAACUUCAAUCCUCCACCAACCGCGACAAUUCACCAAACUUUACUAUCCAAAAGCGCAACAUCGCACAGCCAUGCCACCUUCGUCAUCAAACACAGCCGCUGCGUCGCGAAGUGCGAGUAAACGACUUAUCAAAGAACUGGAGACAUGGAGCAGAGAACAGAAGGAAGAGAAGGGCAUUGAGCGCCUCGGACCCGUCAACGAAGGCGAUUUGAUGGAGUGGGAAGCUGUCAUCAAUGGACGGGGCAUUGGACAAGGUUACGAUGAAGGACGUUGGCUUGUCAACAUCUCCAUCCCAUCGACGUACCCUCUCGCGCCGCCAAAGAUGACCUUUGUUACACCUAUCGUGCACCCCAACAUUGCGCUGCAGAAUGGCGAGAUCUGCCUCGAUCUUCUCAAGGACGCCUGGACUCCGGCUUAUAGCGUUCUUGAAUGUGUGCGCGCCGUGCGCAUGCUACUUGGAUGCCCCGAGACGGAUAGCCCUCUGAAUGUUGACGUUGCGGCGCUACUGCGCUCGGGUGAUGUAUUGGGCACGCGAAAGCUCGUCGAGCUUUGGUGUCAAGACUCGGAUUCGAGAUACGAGGGACCAUGAUAUAUCAUUCAGGCCAUAUUUGAUACGGGAUAUGUAAGAGAUGGUGGUAGUUUGGGAUCAUGCUAUGGAGUUAUUGGGUUUAAUAUCGAUGGUCUUUUACGAGUUGUCGAUCGGAAUGGGAUGCGCAGGUUCUCUAACACGCAAGUAGCGAUAGCGAACAAUUUUCAGAAGUACAUAACAAACCGAGCAACGUCUUUUUGAAGCCUUCAACUUCAGCAAUUG
This is a messenger RNA of Fusarium graminearum PH-1, 851 nucleotides long. RefSeq lists its product as uncharacterized. The transcript is spliced from 2 exons. The coding region runs from base 111 to 629 and encodes 172 amino acids. Lineage: Eukaryota; Fungi; Ascomycota; Sordariomycetes; Hypocreales; Nectriaceae. The record is from RefSeq and is a predicted model, not a curated record.